UUGGUUCGGAGAAAUAUUAUAUCAAAGAAAGUGGACAUUUAAAAUCGUUGCUCAGUGAAAGGCUGCCCGAACACGAGUUUUAUCAUAUACCUUCGGAAACGUAUUUACAGAUGCGCUGGGUCGAUUUUUGUGGAGACGACAAACUAGUUCCGAAUAAGGGUUCCCGUAUCUGUGGAAUUACAAAUACAUCGUUACAUUUCAACCGCAAAAGAAGCCUGGUGAGAAACUGUAAUGCCUUCUCCACAAUUAAGCCGGUAGUUGACACAGAAGAUUACGUCCGUCAUCAACACGAAGCGCAGAUUGCUUCACCGUUAUAUUUAUCACCAGGACUAGCGGAUCGUAAUUAAACGGAUUUCAUUCGGGAAGCUUCACUAGCAAGGCUGUUUUCACCGACGUUAGAAAAAAACGUCUCCAGAACAUUUCAUAUUUGCUAUGUAUGUGAUGAUUGUUUUUGAAUACAGCUUUGUGUCACAUCCCUAUCGGUCGGCGCUCCUCAUCGAAGCAAUCUGGAUCGUGCAGCCAUUGGGAGAGAUUGAAACGUCAAGAAUGCAACGAUUAUAAGAAAUUAUGAAGAGGAGAAAAAUAGAGACAGAAGGAGAGAAUAAGGAAACUAAACGAAAUUUUUAAUUUUGUGAAUACAAUAUUAAUUAUACGGAACCCGCCUUAUUCUUUCGUCUAACGAGUAACAUUAAAAAUUUCGUUUAAAUCUGACGGAAGAUGCUUGGUAGAACACCAAUCAAGACUAGAAGCAACCUUCUUCACAACUACCUACGUGCUGAUCCCAGAACGUCCGAAAAAGAUGCAGAUUCCGUCGUAACGAACUCACUUGAGCGUGAAUGCAACAUACAUCAAAAUAUCACCAACAAAGGGAUGUUUCGAGUCGUGCCAGUUAUCGUCUACGGUUCGGAAAAACAUUUUAAAACCUUCGCCUUUCUCGACGUUGGCUCUUCGCUCACAUUGAUUGAUGCUGCUCUAGCGACAGAGUUGAACCUUAAUGGGAAACGGGAACCGUUAUGCCUAAAAUGGACAGGAAAUAAAUGUCGCGUGGAGAAUGAAUCGAUGAUGUUAGACAUCCAGAUAUCCGGAACAGGAACAAACCAUAAGCAAUAUCGCCUUCAAGGAGUGCAUACAGUGUCAAGCUUAGAUUUAUUUCAUCAAACUGUUGACGCGGAAAAGCUCGCAGCUCAAUACAAACAUUUGCGUGGAAUACCAAUGGAGUCCUACGAGAAUGUGCAACCCCGUCUCUUAAUAGGAAUAGAUAACGCUAUUCUCAGCUAUGCUCUAAAGGGGCGAGAGGGAGAAAUGUAUGAACCAGUGGCCACGAAAACCCGACUUGGAUGGGUCGUUCACGGAGGUUCAGAAAAACACGACACGUUUGUCGGGCACCAUACCGUUCACACAUGUCCGUGCCUUCUAGGAAACGUUGACACGUUAGAACAUUCAGUGCAGGAAUAUUUAUCGUUAGAAGGGAUUGGUAUCACAAAACCUGCGGUAGCUCUAACAUCGAAAGAAGAUCAGAGAGCGCUUCAAAUCUUGAAAAGAAUUGUCCAGACGGACAAUGGACAUUAUGAAACACAUCUACUGUGGAAAUACGACAAAUUCCGUCUGCCAAACAGCAAACCAGUUGCUUUACGACGAUUCUACUGUUUAGAAGCUAGGAUGAAAAGAGAACCAGCGUUAGCCGCAGUUCUAAGAGCUCAAAUUGACGAUUAUCGAAGAAAAGGCUACAUACGAAAGCUUACGAAAGAUGAAGAAUUGAAGAUAGAAACGCAACCAGUGUGGUACAUCCCAAUAUUUCCCGUAUUCAACCCCAAUAAACCGAAUAAGGUGAGAAUCGUGUGGGAUUGCGCUGCCGAAACCAGAGGCAUAUCAUUGAACUCAAUGCUUUUAAAGGGCCCUGACCAGGUGAUUCCUCUCGAUGUCGUUUUGUACAAAUUCCGAGAAAAUAAAGUGGGACUCAGCGGCGACAUAAGAGAAAUGUUUUUACAAGUAUUAAUUGCAAAAGCAGAUCAGAGUUUCCAACUAUUCCUGUGGAAGGAUCCGGAAGACGAGCAACCGAGCACGAAUGUGGCACAAGUGAUGACAUUUGGAGCUAGCUGUUCGCCAAGCUGUGCCCAAUAUGUCAAAAACCUUAAUGCGGAUAAAUACGCUGUACUUUUUCCCAGGGCUGUUGAGGCAAUUACCAAGCGGCACUACGUGGACGACAUGUUGGUGAGUGUUGAAACCGAGGAAGAAGCCAUUCAACUAGCGUGUGAGGUUCGCCAUAUUCAUGCACAGGGAGGUUUCGAUAUAAGAAACUGGAUUUCUAAUUCUUCUACAGUUCUCCAUGCACUUGAGGAAAAGAAAACCGACGAGAAAAGUCUUCAUAUCGGAGCAGAGAUGGCCACUGAAAAAGUGCUCGGAAUGUGGUGGUGCACUGCCACAGAUAACUUCACAUAUAAAUUGUCGAGGAAACACGAUGCUGAUCUACUAGCAGGAGAACGUAAACCAACAAAACGGGAAGUCCUACGUAUGUUAAUGUCCAUAUUUGACCCGUUGGGCUUAAUAUCGAAUGUCCUUAUCAUCCUCAAAAUAUUGUUUCAAGAAGUGUGGAGAUCUGCAAUAGGCUGGGAUGACGAAAUCCCAAAUAGCAUACACGACAAGUGGGACCAAUGGCUGCAGGUCCUUGCUAAAGUAAAAGAAGUUAGUAUACCUCGAUGUUACCGUUACAUGACGACGAUAAGUUCACCAAUCAUAGUCCAGCUUCACACGUUUGUUGACGCAAGUGAAUUAGGCUACGCAGCGGUUGUGUAUUUGCGUUUUGAGCAGGGUAACACUGUGGAGUGUAUGAUAGUUGGAGCGAAGUCAAGAGUAGCGCCAUUAAAAUUCGUUUCCAUCCCACGUCUUGAGCUGCAAAGCGCUAUGAUAGGUGCGAGACUGGCGAAUACCAUCUCUAAGGCUUUAACAUUUAAUAUCACGGAGAAGUUUUAUUGGACCGAUGCCCGCGAUGUCCUAUGUUGGAUACGUUCAGAUCAUCGUCAGUACUCUGUAUAUGUAGGCUGGCGAGUAAGCGAAAUAUUGGAAACAACAGAUGCCAGUUGCUGGAAAUGGGUUUGCUCCAAAGACAAUGUAGCGGAUGAAGCCACCAAGUGGAAGCGACAGCUGAAUAUCAGAAGCGACAGUAGAUGGAUAAGGGGUCCUAAUUUCUUAUGGCAAGCAAAGCACGCUUGGCCUACGGAACCAUUCAACACUAUCUCUACCACGGAAAAACUGCGGGCACACCUACUUUACCACAAUGUGGUGCAGGAGCCAUUGAUACAAGUGGAUAAAUUCUCCAGUUGGCAUCGGUUGAUGCGUAUAGUAGCUACGGUUCUGCGAUUUGUAGAAAACUUGCGCUAUAAAGCCAGAGGCAAAGACAGAAAGAUAGGUCCAUUAACCAACGAUGAACUACGAGGCGCUUCCAAUCUUCUAUAUCGACAAACACAAAGCGAAUCUUUUCCUGACGAAACAGCUAUUCUGUUCAACACUGACACAACUGAAAAAAGAAUACCCAAAUCAAGUUCUAUCUUCAAUUUGAAUCCAUUCCUCGACAACCAAAACGUUAUGCGAAUGCACGGAAGGAUCCAUGCUUGUGAAUAUGCUAGCACCGAUGCCCGAAAUCCAGUUAUUCUACCAAAGGAUCAUCACAUCACUAAAUUAAUAGUUAAUGACUACCACUGCCGUUACCAUCAUCGUAAUCAUGAAACCGUGCUGAACGAGCUGAGACAGGUUUUUCGAAUUCAGAAGCUACGGGUGCUGUAUCGGAAAGUCAGAGCAAAUUGCCAAUUGUGCAAAAACCAGCGUGCAUCACCACAACCACCUCCUAUGGGCGACCUCCCGAGAGGUAGGUUGGCGGCAUUCACAAGACCUUUCUCCUUCAUCGGGAUAGAUUAUUUCGGUCCACUUUCUGUAGCGGUUGGACGCAGAAUUGAGAAGCGUUGGGGUGUACUUAUAACCUGCCUGACCAUUAGAGCAGUGCAUUUAAAAAUUGCACAUUCGAUGGACGCGGACUCUUGUAUUAAAGCGUUGAGAAAUUUCAUGGCGAGGCGAGGAGUUCCGAUUAAAAUAUACAGUGAUCAGGGCACCAAUUUUAUAGCGGCCAACAAGGAGCUCAAAGCGGCACUUAAGGAAAUAGAACAUAAUAAAAUAAUCCAGGAGAUAGUAAGUCCACAAACCGAAUGGGAAUUUCUUCCACCAGCAUCCCCACACAUGGGGAGUUCCUGGGAACGAUUGGUGCAGACUGUGAAAAUUAACUUACAACAGAUGAAACCUGGGCGCAAUCCUAGCGAUGAAACUCUUCGGAAUUUAUUAGCGGAGAUAGAGAAUCUGAUCAAUUCCCGUCCAUUGACCCACGUACCGGUAGAUGAUCCUGACGCACCAGUCUUAACGCCGAAUCAUUUCAUCUUAGGCUCAUCAAGUGGAUUAAAACCUGGGACAUGUCUAGACGAUAGCGCUGUUGUUUUGCGGCGGUCCUGGCGGGCGUCACAGGUGGAAGCAAAUAUUUUUUGGCGAAGAUGGGUUAGGGAUUACCUCCCGGAACUCACGAGAAGAACUAAGUGGUUCAACACAGUAAAAUCAAUAGAAAUUAAUGAUGUUGUUAUUGUGAUCGACCCGGAAUUGCCUCGCAACUGUUGGCCUAAAGGAAGGAUAAUCAGUGUAAACCAAGGGAAAGACGGACAGGUGAGGUCAGCAACGGUUCAGACAAAAAGUGGAAUUUAUGAGCGUCCUGCUACGAAGAUCGCUGUUUUGGAUGUUCGUCGCGAAGAACCAGUAAGCCAGGAGCCUGGCGUACGUGGGGGGAGUGUCACAUCCCUAUCGGUCGGCGCUCCUCAUCGAAGCAAUCUGGAUCGUGCAGCCAUUGGGAGAGAUUGAAACGUCAAGGUGAAAAAAUAUCAUUGUCACGAUUUUGCCAUUACUAUCCAUUACCUGAAGAAAAUUAUAUUAUUAUUGAAUUAGAAUGCAACGAUUAUAAGAAAUUAUGAAGAGGAGAAAAAUAGAGACAGAAGGAGAGAAUAAGGAAACUAAACGUAAGUGAAUUAGAAAUGAAGUUGUUUCAGGGAAUAAUAUGAAUUGUUGUCUGCAGGAAAUUUUUAAUUUUGUGAAUACAAUAUUAAUUAUACGAAACCCGCCUUAUUCUUUCGUCUAACGAGUAACAGCUUUGUAUAAUAAUGAAAAAGAAAAAACAGUAACAAUGUUG
This is a messenger RNA of Toxorhynchites rutilus septentrionalis, 5215 nucleotides long. RefSeq lists its product as uncharacterized. Gene Ontology annotation, molecular function: nucleic acid binding. Gene Ontology annotation, biological process: DNA integration. The record is from RefSeq and is a predicted model, not a curated record. NCBI's taxonomy places the organism in Eukaryota, Metazoa, Arthropoda, Insecta, Diptera, Culicidae. The transcript has 5 exons. Bases 718 to 4890 code for a protein of 1390 amino acids.